CCGCGGCUGAGGCCCCGCGAGCGCCGCCCGAGGCUCGCGGCUGCGCCGGCUCCGGCCGCGGGGGAGCCCGGGCCGCCGGGACAUGGUGCCGGGCGCGCCGCGCCGCCGCCGCCGCUGAGCUCCCGGGCCGCCCCUGGCUCCGGCGUCCCGGAGGAGGAAGAUGUUCUCGGCGCUGAAGAAGCUGGUGGGGUCGGAGCAGGCCCCGGGCCGGGACAAGAACAUCCCCGCGGGGCUGCAGUCCAUGAACCAGGCGCUGCAGCGGCGCUUCGCCAAGGGGGUGCAGUACAACAUGAAGAUUGUGAUCCGGGGGGACAGGAACACAGGCAAGACUGCACUGUGGCACCGGCUACAGGGCAAGAAGUUCGUGGAGGAGUACAUUCCCACUCAGGAGAUCCAGGUCACCAGCAUCCACUGGAACUACAAGACCACUGAUGAUGUUGUGAAAGUUGAAGUCUGGGAUGUAGUGGACAAAGGAAAAUGCAAAAAGCGAGGCGAUGGCCUGAAGACAGAAAACGACCCACAGGAGGCGGAGUCUGAAAUGGCCCUGGAUGCGGAGUUCCUGGACGUGUACAAGAACUGUAAUGGGGUGGUCAUGAUGUUCGACAUCACCAAGCAGUGGACCUUCAACUACGUCCUCCGGGAGCUGCCCAAGGUGCCAACCCACGUUCCAGUGUGCGUGCUGGGUAACUACCGGGACAUGGGUGAGCACCGGGUCAUUCUGCCGGACGACGUGCGUGACUUCAUCGACCACCUGGACAGACCUCCAGGCUCCUCUUACUUCCGCUAUGCUGAGUCUUCCAUGAAGAACAGCUUUGGCCUGAAGUACCUGCAUAAGUUCUUCAAUAUACCAUUCCUACAGCUGCAGAGGGAGACCCUGCUGCGGCAGCUGGAGACAAACCAGCUGGACAUCGAUGCCACGCUGGAGGAACUGUCGGUACAGCAGGAGACCGAGGACCAGAACUACAGCAUCUUCCUUGAGGCGAUGGAGGCCCGCAGCCGUGGCCACGCUUCCCCCGUGGCCGCCAACGGGCAGAGCCCAUCCUCCGGCUCUCAGUCGCCCGUUGUGCCGCCAAGUGCCGUGUCCACCGGGAGCUCCAGCCCCAGCACACCGCAGCUGCCCCUGGGCACCCCAUCCGCCUGCCCCGCAGCGCUGCCCACCUGCCCCGCCCCUCCCGUGGAGGCCCCGCCCCCCACCGCCCCCGCCCCCCGGCGCAGCCUCAUCUCCCGGCUGUUUGGGGCCUCGCCAGCUGCGGACGCCAGCCCUUCGCCUCCAGAGGCAGUCCCAGCUACAGAAGCUCUCGAGAGAGUUGAGAACGUCGAGGAGUUUGUUCCUGAGGAUGGCCUUGACCGGAGCUUUCUGGAGGACGCCACCCUGCCUAGGGAGGAGAAGAGGGCGGGGGCCAAGGUGCCGGCGCAGGACAGUGACAGUGAUGGGGAGACCCUGGGAGGGAACCCCAUGGUAGCAGGUUUCCAGGACGAUGUGGACCUUGAAGACCAGCCGCGUGGCAAACCCCUGCUGCCCUCGGUCCCGGUCCCCAGUAAGAAUGUCAGUCUGUCGAGCGAGGAGGAGGCUGAGGUGGCGGCGGGUCACCCUGCAGCCGCCGCCCUAGCUCCGCAGCCACGGCCAGAACCAGAACAAAAGCGUUCCUCCACCAAGGCCAAGUCGCAAACGAAGAUGACUCCCACACAUGCAGAAGCACCCCCCCGGCCGAGCAAGCGCUCUGCCCAGUCGGCGCCCGAGGUCAGCAGCACCAAGCCCCCCACCGAGGGCGUGCACAGACCCCAGGAAGGCAAGGGCGAGCAGGCAUCCUCCUCAGAGAGCGACCCCGAGGGGCCCAUCGCUGCCCAGAUGCUGUCCUUUGUCAUGGACGACCCCGACUUUGAGAGCGAAGACUCGGAUGCACAGCGGAGAGGGGACGAGUUCCCUGUGAGAGAAGACCUCUCCGACGUGACUGACGAAGACACGGGCCCUGCCCAGCCCCCCGUGCCCCCCAAGCCCCCAGCUCCCUCCUUCAGACUGAAGGACGACUCUGAUCUCUUCGGGCUGGGCCUGGAAGAGACAGGGCGCAAGGACAGUAGUGAGGAAGAUAAGGAUGGCAAGCCAUCCUCUAAGGACAAGAAGAAGAAGAAGAAGAAGAGCAAAGAGGAAGAAGAGAAGACCGCCAAGAAGAAGAGCAAGCACAAGAAGAGCAAGGACAAGGAGGAGAGCAAGGAGGAGCGGAAGAGAAAGAGGAAGCCCCCUCGCAGCAAGGAGCAGAAGGCGGCGGCCGAGCUGGAGGCCUUCCUCGGGGGCGGGGCUCCCGGCAGCCGCCACCCCGGGGGCGGGGACUACGAAGAGCUCUAGGCCUGCCCCCGCAGCCGACCCCCGCCCCGCCCCGCUGCCUCCCCCCAGCCGCUGCCGCGUCCCCGUCGGCCUGGCCCACGUGGCGUUCACUCCCAUGCUGGGCGAGGCCCGAGGCCGAGUGCUGGCGGUCAGGCCCACGGGCAGCCGCCACAGGUACCGGGCCGCACCCGGCCGGCCGAGCCUGCUCUGCAGGGAGGGAGGGGCGGCCGGCCGCGGCUGGCCUGGCGGACUGCAGCCAGUCCCCGGCGUUUCUCAGGGAUGUGACAGGCCGAGGAGGGACCCCAAAGGGUCUGUUUACAGAGACGGCGUGGGGCGGCUCGGCGUCUCGGGUGUCCACCACCCAGCCCUGCACCCGCUUGCCCUCCCGAGCUCUCCCCGGGCCCCGCAUGCCCAUCCGGCUCCGCUUCCCGCCCCGCGGCUCGGGCAGUGGAGCCCCGGGCUCCACGGCACGGCCCGCGCACAGGUGUGCCCUGGCAGGGGCCGCCGCGGGCGAGGCUGGCGAGGUCCCGGCCCACAGGAGCUCCGCCGCCCCGUGCGGGGGAGCGGGGGGUGCCCGCGGGGAGGCCCUCAGACACUCCACCAGACCAUAAAGCUCUUGGGUUUUA
This is a messenger RNA of Perognathus longimembris pacificus (Pacific pocket mouse), 2949 nucleotides long. RefSeq names its product RAB, member RAS oncogene family like 6 (gene Rabl6). The transcript is spliced from 15 exons. The coding region runs from base 161 to 2344 and encodes 727 amino acids. Gene Ontology annotation, molecular function: GTP binding. Gene Ontology annotation, cellular component: cytosol; nucleus. The record is from RefSeq and is a predicted model, not a curated record. Lineage: Eukaryota; Metazoa; Chordata; Mammalia; Rodentia; Heteromyidae.